GUCAUGGAAUUACAAUUUAUGAUACCUAUAUUUGAUGACAAAUUGUGUGUUUAAUUUGAUGUUCAAAUGCAAGUAAUCGUUUAGUCUUACUGUGGCGGUUGUCUCUCGCAGUCUUGCAGUGCCUAUUUGUUGUUCAAUAUGAGUAAAUGGGAAAACGACGAUGAGGUACAAAGAUUUAGAGAGUACUUGAAGAUACCGAGUGUGCAUCCCGAUAUUGAUUAUGACGACUGUGUGAAGUUCCUUCGUAAGCAGGCUGAGGAGUUGGGUCUUCCGGUGGUGGUGUAUGAGUUUGCCCCAAGGAAGCCGGUGGUGGUCAUAACAUGGCAGGGUCUGGAGCCAGAUCUGCCCAGCAUACUGCUCAACUCUCACAUGGAUGUGGUGCCAGUACACGAGGAGCACUGGACGUAUCCACCGUUCGCAGCUCACGUCACGGAGGACGGGUGGAUAUACGCCCGAGGCACUCAGGACAUGAAGUCUGUGGGUAUGAUCCACCUUGAGGCUGUGCGGAGACUGAAGCAAGCCGGGGCGAAGAUAAAGAGGACUGUCCAUAUCAGUUAUGUACCCGAUGAGGAGAUAGGCAGUCAAGAAGGCAUGAAGCUUUUUGCAGCGUCUGAGGAGUUUAAACGAUUGAAUAUCGGCUUCGAGUUGGACGAGAGCGGGCCUCAUCACAAGCCUGAUGAGUUCUUCGCGUUUCACGGCGAGAGGACUUCUAGACAAAUAAAAGUGACCUGCGUUGGUGACCCUGGCCACGGUUCCUUCCUGUCAUCAGGUACUGCGGGAGAAAAAAUAGCGUACAUAAUAGACAAGUUUAUGUCGUAUCGGGCUGAGCAGACGAAGCAAAUAAAAAGCCGAACUAUAAGGGGAUUCGGCGAAAUCACAACUAUUAACCUGACUCAAUUAGAGGGUGGUGUUCAAAUAAACGUAUUACCCAAAAGUCUAUCGGCAUCCUUCGAUAUUCGAAUUGCACCUCACGUGGAUCACGACAAAUUCGAAGAAAUGAUAGACACGUGGUGCAAAGAAGCUGGAAAAGGUGUAACUUACGAGUAUUUCGUUAAAAACCCUCAAGUGCCAAACUCACAAAUAGAAGGUAACCCCUUCUACACUGCUCUUGCUGACACUGUAAAGGACUUGGGCAUAACAAUGAAAUCCAGUAUUUGCCCAGGCGCAACCGACGCGCGUUUCGUAAGACUGCAAGGUAUUCCGGCUAUAAACAUAACACCUAUUCGGAACACCCCUCUGUUAAUCCACAAUCACGAUGAAAGACUCAAUAUUGAGGAGUAUAAGAGAGGCAUUGACGUUAUGGAGAAGAUUGUCCUAGCUGUGGCUAACGUGGGUAUAAGACAUACAAACCAUAAAGGUGACUCACCAAUGAGAGAGUCGGCAAAGUUGUAAAUCCUCAGAAAUUACUUGAAUUGGUUGCUUUCAAGUAGCAGUCGUUGUAACCGAAAGCUUCAACAUAUAUUUUUUUAUUUUAAUUAAAAGCUUUGAGUGCUUUGAUCGCGAUCCAGCCUGGUUUUAAGCAGCGACGUGGUCUAAGGUGGAGCACACAAACUCAAAUAGUGCCUAUUCAUUCAUGCCUUGAAAAUCCUCAAAUUACAAUGACACAGAAAGAGAAUUCCAUUCUUUAGCAGUUCAAAAAAAAAAACAAAAAAAAAUAAAAAAGAAUUAAAAAAAAAUUAUAUUCUAUUCUAUUCCCAUAAAUAAAUGAGGAAGCGAAUGUAACGGUUCUAAGAGGAGGAAUCGACUACAUAUGGAUAGAAUCCAUCCCCGCGUCACGUCGUCCGAUGGUGGGAAGGUGCAGGUGGAAUAAUUAUGGUAUCAAUGAUAAAUUUUAAAAGCAUACGUUACCUGGGUGUAAACAGACCACAGAUGAAAUGCUUCAAUUUCAUCUUAAAAAGUAAUGUUGCACAAGUCAAUGCGGGGCAGAAAGUGUCCCUUCUACGCGUAGUAUUAUUGUUUACUCUAUGCCCCGGACUACAAACCUUAGUCACACCGCGGACACUUCAUAUAAAAUACCUCAUUUUACACAGACAUUAUAUAUUGACGAUAUCGUACAACUUGUGUGUGAUGUCUGUCCAUACGAUUGAAGACUAAAACAAGAAGUAAGGGGGUGAGGUACAGCCGCUGGUGGGGAGCGGAGAGUUUUUUAAACAAUUAAUAAUGAUUUAUUUAAAAAAGAGCGCUGUCACUAAAGAGUUUAUAUGUAAGUACAUUAGUCAUUUACAUAAGUACAGAUAAAUGCAUUUCCGCGUUCCACACCGCAACACUACAACACUACGGUCAUUUCGAACAGGGGUAUCGUUUAAUUUUAAAAGACCCACGAUACCACCAGGGUUAUAGUCAGGGGUAUCGUGGAUCCGAAAUGUUCUAUACGUAGAAUUAUUGUUCCUUAUUCUAUGCUUGUGGUCUUUGUUUUACUUACAAAUUAUAUUUGUUCCAAUAAAAAGUCUAAAUCAUUAAUUUCUCAUAUUUGUUAUUUGUAUAUCAAAUGUAUUUAUAACACAUACAAACUUAUUGUAGUAAAUAAAUUAUUUUAAAGUAU
Messenger RNA from Pectinophora gossypiella (pink bollworm), 2542 nucleotides. Its product is annotated as aminoacylase-1-like. Gene Ontology annotation, molecular function: aminoacylase activity. The transcript is spliced from 9 exons. The coding region runs from base 139 to 1392 and encodes 417 amino acids. NCBI's taxonomy places the organism in Eukaryota, Metazoa, Arthropoda, Insecta, Lepidoptera, Gelechiidae. Gene Ontology annotation, biological process: amino acid metabolic process. Gene Ontology annotation, cellular component: cytoplasm. The record is from RefSeq and is a predicted model, not a curated record.